ACACUCCCGUUAUCUUGUAGGAAAUGGAAACAAACAUUAUUAAUGCAAAUAUAUUCCUGUAGUGCGGUGCCAGUUAAUGUAGAGAACAGUGUGUAGCAAUACGUGUUUUUAGUGCAAUGGCGGGUCACAGUUUGUUUAUAUUGUUGUGUUUAUUUGGACUUUCGGCACAGAAAUCUACACUUGACGACACAAGUUAUGUGGCAGCCGUAGUCGAAUACGAAGUGCAAGCAAACUCGAGUCUCAAUUUGGAAAACUAUGUUCAAUUGAUAAAAGACGCUGCUGACCAGAACGCAGAUAUCGUCGUGUUUCCUGAGAUGACAUUAACAGUUCACAGCCACGUCGUAAUCCCCAUCAACAGCUUGCUAAAGGACUACCCCGUGCCAGCACUACAACCACAACUCUAUGACGAGAUUCUAGUAUCUAUAUCAUCAGCAGCGAAAUUGAACGAAAUCUAUGUGGUGGUUAAUGUUGAAGAGAUAGUGAAUUGCACCAGCGGAGACGUAACUGGGGAGACUUGCCCGGAACAGAAGGUCUAUCUCUUCAACACAAAUGUAGUAUUUGAUAGGAAUGGCACGGUUAUUGAUAGGUACCGUAAAAUCAAUUUGUUUGGUGAAUACACGCGGAAUCCUGCCUUGUCAUCGGAGUUAGGAAUCUUUAAGACGGACUUUGGCGUUACCUUUGGCCACUUUAUCUGCUUCGACCUGAUGUUCCAAGUGCCAGCAAUUCAAAUAGUUCAGAUGUAUAAUAUUACUGAUAUUGUUUUCUCGACUAUGUGGUUCUCAGAAUUGCCUUAUUUGACCGCUGUUCAGAUUCAGGAGGCAUAUGCAUAUUCCAUGAACGUGAACUUCUUAGGCGCCGGGGCUAACAAUGUUCGAGUGGGAAGUGCAGGUUCAGGUAUUUAUUCUGGUAAGGCUGGGGCAUUAGUAAGCAUAAUGCCCGGAGUUCCUACAACUAAACUACUUGUUGCGAGGGUGCCAAAAGUACCUGGGCAGGUUACAGGCUCCACCCCAGGUCCUAUUUAUAACAAUCCAUCGGAUCAAGAUAGUCUAUACCUUCUGACCGACUCUUCACUGCCUUCUCAUACAACCAGAUUAUUGACCUCCGGAAGCCAGCAGUUUAUGCUAAUAGACAAGGACGUAACAUGCUACUUCCGAGUACAGUUGGGUGAGAGGAACGGAGAAAAUGCACCUUUUUUUAGAGCUUUCAUCCACGAUGGUGUUAACGUCUACGCUAAACGUGACGUGGGCACAGUAGGCUGUGCGGUGGCUGCUUGUAAAACAGAAGACGUUAAGAGCUGUGUUUAUAGGUCCAAUAUAGAUACCGUUGAAGUUCAGGAGCUUGAUAUAAAAAUGAUUUAUCGAAAACACUAUAACAGUACACUAAAAUGCAAUGAUGUCGAAUAUUUUCCUAUAUCAAUAAGAAAAAACUUAUUUCCACUAGAUCCCUCGAAUUUCUCGUACAAAGAAGAUCAAAUAGAAAAUGAGGAAUAUGAAGAUAAUUUGAAUGAAAUAAAGCCAAACGAGGAACGUGUACAGAUAACAAACAAGAUAAAUUCACCCCAAACUGCACUUAUUUCGUUUGGAAUUUGGGGUAGAGUAUUCGAUAGAGAUGGAACAAUAUUGACAAACUUCUCCGAAGAAGAUAUUCAGAAAUAUAUUGAAAUUGAAAAUGCUAUAUACCACCCACAUAAGGACAGGAGUUCACUUAUCGAUGAUGAAUUAUAAACAAGUUUUUUAAAAUAAUCUUAAUUAUACAUAUUUUGUGUCAUGAACUUUUAUAUUAUUCUUUAUUGAGACUGUUUUUAUGUUUCGGAAUUGAUUUGGUGUUAUCAGCUAAACUGUAAAUAAAGUGAAGUAUAAUAAUAAUUUAGUGUCCAUAAUUCGUAUCCUCUCUAUAUUCAUCAAGGUAUCCAUAAUUUAAACUUCUAUAGAGUUUUCUAUAGGCUUCAAUUGAUUGACAAUGGGUUCAAUUCAGUUGAAUUCAAAACUUUAAACAAAACUUAAUUGAAAUGUCUAACAAAUAGUGCAAUUCCUUUUAAACCAUUAUGCAUAUUUAUUAUCAAAUGAACACCUGAUGCCAUAGGAUUAAUUU
Pararge aegeria (speckled wood butterfly) is the source of this 2091-nucleotide messenger RNA. Its product is annotated as vanin-like protein 1. The transcript has 10 exons. Bases 117 to 1724 code for a protein of 535 amino acids. The record is from RefSeq and is a predicted model, not a curated record. NCBI's taxonomy places the organism in Eukaryota, Metazoa, Arthropoda, Insecta, Lepidoptera, Nymphalidae.